UAGACUCUCCUACAGGACCCUGUGGCGUUGUACUGACACCUCCUAUGGGAGCAGCAGCAGCAACUUCUAGGGCCGUCCUUUUCACUGUGGGGUCACCUCCACAUAGUGCCACAGCCCCCGCUUGUACCCAUAUGGUCCUUCGAACAAGAACGACUUCAGUGGGGUCCAGCAGCUCUGGAGGCUCCCUCUGCUCCGCGAGUGGCCGUGUGUGUAUGGGCUCCCCACCUGGUGUGUGUUCAGGAUCUUCCCCUCCACGAGCAGAGGCAGCUCCCAGCCUGAGGUACAUGCCUUAUGGUGCUUCACCCCCCAGCUUAGAGGGGCUCAUCACCUUUGAAGCUCCUGAACUGCCUGAGGAGACACUGAUGGAGCGAGAACACACAGACACCUUACGCCAUCUGAAUAUGAUGCUGAUGUUUACUGAGUGUGUCCUGGAUCUGACAGCCACGCGGGGAGGAAACCCAGAGCUGUGCACAUCUGCUGUCUCCUUGUACCAGAUUCAAGAGAGUGUGGUUGUGGACCAGAUCAGCCAACUGAGCAAAGACUGGGGGCGGGUGGAACAGCUGGUAUUAUACAUGAAAGCAGCACAGCUGCUAGCAGCUUCUCUGCAUCUCGCUAAAGCUCAGAUCAAGUCCGGGAAGCUGAGUCCUCCCACGGCUGUGAAACAAGUUGUCAAAGAUCUGAAUGAACGAUAUAAAUUUUGCAUCGCCAUGUGCAAGAAACUUACAGAAAAGCUGAAUCGCUUCUUCUCUGACAAACAGAGAUUUACUGAUGAAAUCAACAGUGUAACUGCAGAGAAACUCAUCUAUAAUUGUGCUGUAGAAAUGGUUCAGUCUGCAGCCCUGGAUGAGAUGUUUCAGCAGACUGAAGAUAUUGUUUAUCGCUAUCAUAAGGCAGCCCUUCUUUUCGAAGGACUAACUAAGAUUUUACAGGACCCUGCAGAUAUUGAAAAUGUACAUAAAUAUAAGUCCAGUAUUGAAAGAAGAUUGUCAACACUCUGCUGUAGCACCGUGACGAUGUGAGCAGCAGCAGGCUUACCCCGUGGACCAGUCAGUGGGAUUGUGAGGUUUUGAUUCUUGGAGACUGUCAUGCAGGCUGCCAGGAGCAUGAAUGUUGAGCGACGAUUCCUGUCCCUCCUUGCAGGGGGUUAUAAACACUGUUGUUACUGAUAAUGUAUUUUGUAUAAUUUUUCGGAGUUUACAGUGCAGUUUCAUUUGUUAUCUCAGUUAUCACCUGUGUUAUCUCAGUUGCUCCUCCAUGUGGGUAGGUUUAUUUUCUCCCUUCCUCCCCCCCCCCCCGUUUUUUUAACACACAUGAAACAGGCUCAGAGAGUGUAUCAGGUAACUAAAGAAGUGGCUAAAGCUGUGUGUUGUGACUUUCAAUUUCAUUUUUCUUCCUCUGUGUAAUAAAGCGCUUGUGGUAGAUGGUAUGUGUGAAACAGUUAUGUCUAAACAGCAGGGAAGAACAAAUUGUAAAGUCAUGGAUAAUGGUUCUGAUUAUACUUCCCUUAUCAAGGCUAAUUGUUUGAAGAGAUUUUGCCUUGAUUAUAGCAAUAAUAAACAAAUGCUUUAUGCUUCAAAAAAAAAAAAAGAAGA
Molecule: messenger RNA, 1592 nt
Organism: Loxodonta africana (African savanna elephant)
Lineage: Eukaryota; Metazoa; Chordata; Mammalia; Proboscidea; Elephantidae
Product: serine/threonine-protein kinase ULK2-like
Exons: 2
Coding region: 45-1019 (324 amino acids)
Molecular function (GO): protein serine/threonine kinase activity
Source: RefSeq, a predicted model, not a curated record